This is a messenger RNA of Melitaea cinxia (Glanville fritillary), 6366 nucleotides long. RefSeq names its product anaphase-promoting complex subunit 1 (gene shtd). The transcript has 25 exons. Gene Ontology annotation, biological process: protein K11-linked ubiquitination; anaphase-promoting complex-dependent catabolic process; metaphase/anaphase transition of mitotic cell cycle. NCBI's taxonomy places the organism in Eukaryota, Metazoa, Arthropoda, Insecta, Lepidoptera, Nymphalidae. Gene Ontology annotation, cellular component: anaphase-promoting complex. The annotation marks the transcript as partial. The record is from RefSeq and is a predicted model, not a curated record. Gene Ontology annotation, molecular function: molecular adaptor activity.
UUAUCUAUCGGCAUUUCUGUAGGCAACAACAGCUAUUUAUUAGUGAAAUAAACACUGAAGUAGCUUUAAUUUGUUGUUAGAAAUAAUUGUACGCUCACGUGGAAGUAUUAAUAUAAUAAUAUUUCAAAUCUGGAUGUGGAAACAAUGAUCGCCGCUUCUGAACCACUGGAGUUUGUUCCACAUGGAAGAACGGUGUUAUCCAAGCACCCAUGUCAGAUUUACAACAAGGGUCAUAAUGCGUCCGUGUCAGAAAAUUCUCUAUUGUACAAAUUGUCCAACUUUGGCAUAAAAGAUGAGAGUGUAUUGGAGAGUAAAGCUGAACAGGAGUGGUGGUGCAUACGUGAGGUGUUUUACAGAGCUAAUGAUGAAGCAGACGAUUCAGAAGAUUCUCAAAAGGAGCAAAGAUUUGAUUAUUUAGAUUCCUUCCGACCGCCAAGUCGUUUAAAACCAGACUUUAAUGUUUCAAUUAAGUCUGAGAUACUUAGCGGCUUAAGAAAAGACGAUCUAGCUUCUGCCGGUACGUCCAGAGGUGGCAGCGCCAACAGUUCCAGUAAUAUGUCAAAGAAGUUUAAUUUAAAUUGUGCUCAAAAUAAAAGACUGAGAAGGCGACCGUUAAAUCCUAAAACUGAUUGCUUUUAUGAGGAGGAAUUGUACGUGAAAGGAUGCACCGCUGUUUGGUCAAAAGGUUUAACUUCAACACCCGCAAAGAAGUUAUCCGGACCUGAACACAGAGAAACAAUAGCCUGUUAUACCAUAGAAAAUCCCAUUAAACAUGCAGCUUUUGCAGACUUUCACAUAGACAUCAAUAACACUAUGUUGAUUGACGCCUUGAACUCACAAAUCGGCGAUGUGAAGAAGAAUAUUAAAAUAGAAGACACUACAGAACAUAUUAAAAAUAAAAUCAUGCCUUCUAUAGUACUUAUAGAUAGCAAAUGUAUGAGGGUUUACGCUAUUGAUGGUAGAGAAUAUAUAACCAGCAUUCCAUUUCAAGUUAAGAAAAUUUGGCCGAUGAAAUAUGGUAUUCUCUUGGAGAAAGAUGCAACUCCAGUUUUACAUAACUCCAUGUUGCCAGCAUCAUUCUUGAAGUUAAAUGAAUCUCAUAACAGUUCGUAUGCGAAAUCUCGAACAUUUCCAUUUAAUAUGAGCGCUAGAUUAAGAGCUGAAUCGAUAUCUGGUUACGACCAGGAAUAUCCUCUACCAACUUGUUUUUCUUUAUCCCAUCCUUUAGAUGAAGUUACGCCUAUUCUAAUGAAAUCAUCAGCUCAAGGGCUACAAUACUAUAAUGAUGGAGAUUUACAAAUAAUCUUUGUCAGCACAUAUCCAAGUAUCAUUCUAUUAUAUGACUGGAAAUUGCAAACACACUCAUUGUGGAAAAUCAGGAAAGCUGUCAGAGAAGAAUGUUUAGCGAUGUGUCCAAAUAUAAAUUCUACAACAGUUUUUAGUCAAUCGUGUGAUUUUGUCGGGAGUCCUAUGCAUAGCUUGCGUAACACGACAAGUUGGACGGGCGGUAGUCCAUUCCAUUCCAAGAAAGGUCCCUCAACGCCGUCACGGUCAAGACAAAAUAGUCCAAUGGCGAAUGUUUUUCAUCAACAAGGCUUAUCACCUCAUGCUUCGAUAGGUCAAGCCAGUUCGACAUCUAUGAUGGCUAACACAAUGACACAGGCACCGCCAUCCUUGCCUCUGUACCCAGAUAUUUGUUUAGACCACAUUUGGACAGACAGCCAAGUAAUCAGACGAGAUCCAGUGGAAAGUCCGAAUGACAUCAAAGCAUUUUUGCACACCGAUCUGAUUGGACAAAACUAUUUGUGUUUCAUGGUAAAAGUUAGUGGCGUCACAAGAUUACAAAUAGUUAGGUUACAAAAAUCUCAUUCUCAUGGGCAGAUGUCUAAAACAAAUAUUAUAGUUGGGUCAAUAUCCUCCAUUUUGGCUAAAGAUGCAGUAGUUUUGGAACAUUUGAAGAUGAUAGCGCUGAUUGAUGAGCUGGGAAACAUUAUUCUACAGUCUGGAAACAGCUUUGUUGGCAUGGUACAUGUAGGGGGUGUUUUGGCUAGACUGAUAGAUUCUCCAUAUACGAAGCAAUCUACUUUCCAGUCACCAUUUCCAAGACGUAGCAGUUUGUUGCCAACUCGCUGUGAUACAAAUACGUUUGACGAUUCCGCCUUACAUCUUCUAUCGCCAGUACCACAUUCGUCGACUUCUAGGCUAGAACAAAAAGAAAACUUAGGUGUUCGUAGUCUCUGUGACGCGGCGGGGGCAAGACUCAGCGUGUGCUCGGAGGCGGGCCAGCUCUACCGCAUCGCGUUACCCGAGCGCGCCUGCUCGCCGCUCGUGACGCGCUGCUGCGCCGCGCUCUCACACGCCCUGCCCGGAGACGUCACCAUGCAGGUUAUCAUAAAGUGGUACGGCGUAAGAAACGCUCCAGGAACACAAGAUCUAACACCAGAACAAGAAUGGACUAUGUUCUCUAACCUUCUCCUGUCUUUAAUCGGUUAUGACGUGGAAAGACUAUCGCAAAGUCGACAAAAUGAAGACGAACACGUCGAAGUAGUCACAAAAAAACAAAGAAUAUCAAGUGACGGAACACAAGACGACUGGGAAUACUUGCUAAAUUCAAAAAUGCAUAAAACUGUGGGAAGUUCUCUUGCAAGCAUGCUGAAUUUACAACAAACCCAAGCAGAAACAAGACAUUCCAGAACGGCUAAAAAACAAGAGGAUGAUGAGAAACCCACCCAGUUUAACCCGAAUUCUCUACUGUUUCCGUACACUGUGCAAGUUUUCUACGCUUUCCAUUUGGCUUACGAGGAUAUAAAGUUGAACACACUGCUGGCGAGCGAUUCGCUGUCGUUAUCAUCUUUUCUAUACCAAAUAGCUAAAGAUGUUUGCUUGGAUAAAUACGUAAAUCACUAUUGGUUAGAUUUUCCAACGGAAUACAAUUUGGAAUACGAUGAAACUGAGUCACAAAUGUGUGAUGCCGUUUUGAAGAAACUCACUCAACCGAAUUAUUUCCAGACAGAGCCGCCGCAUAUAUUCCAUUAUAUAAAUUCUAUGUUGAAGGAAUUGGAUGUGGGAUAUUAUCCUUUUAUGCAAGACGUUAAUAACAUGUCCAGGGAUAUUAUUGAGAUCCUGGCGACGGCGGGGUGCGGCGCCAGCGCCGGCGUGCGCGUGCUGAGCGGGCGCGAGGGCGCCGCGGCCAGCAGCACGCCGCGCGCGCGCCCGCCCCGCGCGCCCGCGCCCGCGCCCGCCGCCGCGCUGCUGGCGUGCGACCGCGGCAUAACACCUCGAGACAUAGACAACCUGCCGCCAGCGAUAGCGUUGUUACUGGUGACCAUAUUCAGUCGCUGUAAGAACGAUCCACCAGGAGACUGGCCAAUUGAGGCAUACAAUUUAGUCAUGAGAGAAGAUCUUGCUUUGCAGACUGAAAUAGCGGACACUAUCAAGUCUACUGAUGAAUAUAUGGAGUCCUUAGCUCUAGAAGUCUUGGAGAAAGAGACAGCAUACACUCAGCUACCUCAAACGCAACCAGAGCCGGCUCACAAGAAUGAAGACGACGCCAGUACUGGCAUGGAACAUUUGAAUACUAAGCUGUUGAACCUGUUGUAUCCGAAAGACCACCGAAUGACAGAAGUGUUUAAUUUACUUCAAUCCUCCAUCCCAGUGACGAUUAAUCUCACGCAAAGGCCUGAGGUCUCUGAUCAUGACUUUAUUGAGGAACAAGAGAAGUACCUAUACGCUAUCAGCACAAGAACCAUGGCAUUGCCUGUUGGGAGGGGCAUGGCGACGCUGCGCAGCGCGCCGGCGCCGGCCACGGAGCCGCUGGCGCCGCCGCGCCUGUGCGUGUCGGGCCGCGGGCCGCCGCCGCGCCGCUCGGCCGUGGCGCUGGGCGGCGGCGACACGCCCCCGCACUGCCUGCUGUGGCCGAGCUUCCACAACGGCGCCGCGGCCGGCCUGGCGCUCGUGCCCGUCUCCGGCUCCUCCAUCCACGCCAGCUGGAUCGUCUACAACAAGCCGAGGGGGACACAAGACAUGUCAUCAGAACACGCAGGAUUUCUUCUAGCACUGGGUCUCAAUGGUCAUCUAAAGGACAUGCCUUUCAUGAACAUGUAUGAAUAUCUAGUGAAAUGCCAUGAAAUGAUCAGCAUCGGCUUACUGUUGGGACUGGCGGCUACGUACCGAGGAACGAUGGACGUGCAGGCCACGAAGAUGAUGAGCAUCCACCUGGAGCCGCUGCUGCCGGCCACGUCCAUCGAGCUGGACAUCCAGCAGGGCAUCCUGGUGGCGGCGCUGCUGGGCGUGGGCCUGCUGUACCGCGGGACCGCGCACGCGCACUACGCGCAGGUGCUGCUCAACGAGAUCGGAAAGCCCCCGGGUCCAGAACUAGAGAACUGCGUGGAAAGAGAAGGAUAUGCCCUGGCAGCUGGCCUGGCGCUAGGGUUUGUCUGUCUCCGCAGCGGGAAUACCACGCCACACCUCGCACAUAUUGCACCGCGACUGAGGACCUAUAUGCUCGGAGGGGAUACGAAGCCUUUUACCGGUAAGUCGAAAAUUAAAAUAGAUAUCGCCUCAACCUGUCGGUCAGGCUCGAAGGAGCGGCGCGGCGCCACGCUGAACCUGGACGUGACGUCGCCGGGCGCCACGCUGGCGCUGGGCCUGCUGUUCCUGCGCUCGGGCAGCGCCGCGGUGGCCGCCUGGCUGGCGCCGCCGCGCACCGCCUACCUGCUGGACUUCGUGCGCCCCGACCUGCUCAUGCUGCGCGUCAUCGCGCGCGGUUUGGUGCUUUGGGAUGACAUUGAAGCAAGCGAAGAAUGGAUUGAAAGUCAAGUGCCGUCAACAAUCAAACCAUAUUGCUUCGUCAAGCCAACAGAAGACAACAUUGAUUAUGAAGCUAUGAACCAGGCGUACUGCAACAUCAUAGCGGGCGCGUGCUUCGCGCUGGGCCUGCGCUUCGCGGGCUCGGGCUGCGCGGACGCGCGCGACGCGGCGCUGCGCUACGUGGCGCUGUUCCUGCGGCUGGCGGCGCGGCCGCUGGCCGAGCUGGCGGGCGGCUCCACGCUGGAGGCCUGCACCUGCGUGUGCCUGCUGGCCGCCGGCAUGAUCAUGGCGGGGCGCGGCGACAUCCACGUGUUGCGCGUGUGUCGCCGCCUGCGCGCCCGCGUGCCAACCGCGCCGCGCACCGCGCCGCCCGCGCCCGCGCCGCUCACGCACGGCGCGCAGAUGGCGGUGCACAGCACAAUAGGGCUGCUGUUCCUGGGCGGCGGGCGCUGCACGCUGUCCAGUUCGCCCGAAGCUGUGGCUGCCCUCGUCACCGCCUUCUUCCCCAAGUUCCCCACUCACAGCGAGGACAAUAGGUACCACCUGCAAGCGUUUCGCCACUUGUACGUCCUAGCUGUCGAACCCCGUCUCAUCCUGCCACGUGAUCUCGACACCGGAAAAUUGUGCUACGCUUAUAUACAGGUCAUAGAUUUGCAAGGCGUUGUGAAAGAAAUGAAGGCGCCCUGUAUAAUACCAGAACUGAACACUCUUAGGGAGGUCAAAAUAAACGACUCCAGAUAUUGGCCGAUUACCUUCCACAGAGACCACAACUGGGACCAACUCAAGACGUUCCUGCAGUACACGUGGUGCGUGGACGUGAAGCAGCGCGCCGGCCGCCUGCCGCACGCCGCCGACCCGCACGGCUUCCUGUCGCUGCUGGCGCACGCGCUCACGCUGGACCGCGCGCGCGGCUGGGCCGUGGCGCCGCGGGACGUCGAGCUGUUCUCCGGCGACGACAAGGUGCGGAACUUCGUGCGCCAGUACCUGGGCGCGGCGCGGGGCGGGCAGGCUGGUCAGGGCGGGCGGGACGGUCAGGGCGGGCGGGGCGGGCCGUGCGGCGACUGCCGCGAGCGGCGGCGGCGCGCGCCCCGCGGCGAGCCGCCCCCGCGCGCCUGCCUGUGCCGGCCGUACUCGCGCGACGAGCGCGACCACCUGCAGGCGCUCGCCAUGCUGGUGUACGAGUGCGUGCUCAAGGACAUCGUCUGCGCUCUGCCCAUUUGGAUGGCCUUCAUGAAGAUAAUAAAAACGAUGAAAACCGACCCGACAACAUACAACGUGUGGCAGAUAAAACUCCUAAUGUCGCAAAUCGACAGCCACAACGAGAGGUUAUCCAACGAAAUGACAAUCGACGGACUCGAACAGAACGAACCUCUCAUAUCAACGGAAUUCACGCUCGCCAUCAAACAGAAAGUUUCCGGAAUAUUCGACAAGUGGGAUCUGAAGGUGACGCCGUACCUGAGGAAGUAUCUCGGAAUGCCGAGUAGCAGGAAGAUAAGUGCGUGUGAGAAUGACGUUAAGAAGAUACUGAGCGCUUAUUUGGUGUAUAAUGACCUGCCU